Molecule: messenger RNA, 4215 nt
Organism: Brassica napus (rape)
Lineage: Eukaryota; Viridiplantae; Streptophyta; Magnoliopsida; Brassicales; Brassicaceae
Product: COP1-interacting protein 7
Exons: 13
Coding region: 223-3882 (1219 amino acids)
Source: RefSeq, a predicted model, not a curated record
ACCCUCGGAUUUCCUAUUUUACCCCUGACUUUUUCCCACUUUUACAUUUUCGCCCAAUAUUUCCUCGAAAAUUUCGCAGAUUACACACUGCCUUUCGCUCUACAAUUCUUCGUCUCCAUCUGAUUCUUCACUUUAAUUUGUAGUUUGUGUUUCGUUCUUCGGUUCGGUUAGUGGGUUCUUCUUUGGAUGAUUCAGUAAUCUGAAAAGUUUCAAGAUUUUGCGAUGAAAUCUUCGACCAGGCUUGAUUCAGUUGUGUUUCAGCUCACUCCCACUCGAACCCGGUGUGAUCUGUUGAUAAUAGAUAAUGGAAAGGCUGAGAAGAUAGCUACAGGGUUGCUUGAUCCUUUUCUCGCUCACUUGAAGACUGCACAAGAUCAAGUUUCUAAAGGUGGCUACUCCAUUGUUCUCAAGCCUAAGGAUAGUGACAAUGCGGCUUGGUUCACUAAAGCAACAAUUCAAAGGUUUGUUCGCUUUGUGAGCAAUCCGGAUGUCCUAGAACGUGUUUACACUUUAGAAACUGAGAUCAUGCAGAUGAGGGAAGCAAUUGGUAUCCAGCACAUCUCUGAAGUAGCAUUAACUGUUCAGGUGGAAGACGACAAUCUACGAGCAAAAAGAGCAGAGAGUACACAAGAAUGUGAAUCAGGUAAUAGGCCAUUGCUAAAGUUCAACGAGGAGAAAGCCAUUGUCCUUUACGAGCCAGAUUCACAUCCAAAGCAAGCAAACACAUCAGAUGAAAACUCUAAAGUUCAAGUUCUGAAAGUUCUGGAGACAAGGAAGAAAGUGUUGCAGAAAGAACAGGGAAUGGCAUUUGCACGUGCCGUGGCAGCCGGUUUCCAAGUUGAUGAUAUGCUUCCUCUUAUAUCUUUCGCCAAAUCCUUUGGAGCCUCACGUUUGAUGGAUGCCUGCUUAAAAUUCAUGGACUUGUGGAAGAAAAAGCACGAAUCUGGUCAGUGGCUUGAAAUCGAAGCAACACAGCCAAACAUCUCUCCAAAGAACGCCUCAGGGACUAUGUUGGCAAAUGCUGCUAAUAUGCGUAGGAACUCGUGGCCUGGGACACCUGAAAAUAAUAAUGAUGUGAAGUCUCCUACAAAUGUAAAUAAAGAACAUGUGCAAGGGCAGCAUCCACAGCCUAUGUAUGCACCAUGGCCAGUUCACUCUCCGCCCGGGACUUUUCCAGUGUUUCAAGGAUAUACAAUGCAGGGCAUGCCUUACUAUCCAUAUCCAUCACCCUAUCCCUCUACGGAUGAUUCUAGGCGUAGCUCUGGCCAAAGAAAGGCUAAGAAACAUCACUCAUCUUGUAGCGAGGACUCCUCCGGAUCAGAAGAAGAUCAGGGCAGAGAGAAAGGAAAAUCAGGUAGGAGAAGGAAAUCAGGGAAGGUGGUGAUUCGGAAUAUAAACUACAUUAAUUCGAAGAAGAAAGAUCAUUCAGGAACAGAAUCUGAUGCUGAAGAAGGGGCGAUAGUAGUAGAAUGUUACAAUGUUGGUAAAGAGAGAGAAACAAAAGGGACAGAGGCUGACACUGGGGAUUGGCAGGCCUUUCAAACUUUAUUGUUGCAAGAUGCUGAUAGAGAAGAACGUACCGUUGACCACAUGAUGGAGAAGGAUAGGCAAGGUACAUGGAAAUAUGAUGAUCCUUUGGCUCUUGACAAACGUGAAGCAGAAGAAAGAUAUCAAGAAAGGGAUACUCAAAAUGGAACUGUGACUCGUAGAAUUAGGGGAUCUAGUGACUCUUUUAUGGUUCACCAGAGAGAAAAUGGUUUUGAGAAUCCUUCUGAUCCUCUCAACUUGAAUGGUUUUGAUAAUCCAGGGAAUGGUCUGGAUAAAAGAUCAUCAUCAGUUAACAUGGAUGAUGAUUCUUAUAUUGUUACUCGGGAAGCUGGAAGCAGUACUCGAAAUGCUUUAGACAUUGGACCAGAGAUCUCUUCGUACCACCAAGCUGAUGGAAGUGAAAGAAACAAGAUCAGUUAUGAGCCUCAUGAUCUGAGUCUGAUGCCAGAGCGAGAAACAGAGAAGUUAUCAGCUGGCUAUGAUCCUGCACUAGAUUUUGUUGGUUCCAAAGCUUUAAAGAAAAAGAAUAACAAGGAAGCUGGAGUUACAAAGAGAGAUCCAACAACAAGACUGUCUAAUGAUGCUGCAGAUAAGAGGAAGGCUUCAGGGGUAAUACGGAAAGGAAGACCCACAAAGAUGAGUCCUUUAGAUGAAGCAAGAGCACGAGCUGAUAAGCUUAGAAAUUUCAAAGCUGAUCUUCUGAUCAUCAAAAAGGAAAAGGAAGAGGAAGAGAGGAAACGCAUCGAAGGUCUGAAAAUAGCAAGACAGAAGAGGAUUGCUGCUAAAAGCAACUCAACUGUAGUAGGCCAGUCACAGUUAUCUGCUCAACAAACAAGAAAAAAUUUGUCAAACAGAUUUUCUCCUGGCGCUCCUAGAGCCUCUAAGUUUAGCGACACAGAACCAGGAUCAUUAUCAUCACCUCUUCAACGCCGUCUUCCUAUAAGAAGUGCUUCUUUAGGCUCAAAUGAACCUCAGAAAGUUCCGAAGAAUAGUAAACUGAGUUCUGGAAGUAAGUCAACAGGUAACAGGCUAACAAGAUCAAUAUCACCGCUACCUCCAUCUAAGAGAGAAAACAUAGCAUCAAGUAACAGGCUAACAAGGUCGACAUCACCGUUACCUCUUUAUAAGAGAGAAACCAGAAUCAGUCUUGAUAGUCAGAACGAGUCUGUUUCAAGGACAAGACCCAAAAUGGGUAGUGCACCAAGUUCUGCAGUGAGGUCACUGCACAUGGCAGGAAGUAGGCUAACAAGGUCGAUAUCACCAUUACCUCUCUCUAAGAGAGAAACCAGAGUUAGUCUUGAUAGUCAGAACAAGUCAGUUUCAAGGACAAGACGAUUAUCAGAACCUAAAACGGGUAAUAAUAGUGCACCAGGUUCUGCAGUGAGGUCACUGCGCACAAUAGCAUCCAAAAAAGCAUCUGAUGCUCCGGAGACAAAGAAAAUAUCUGCCAUUGUUAACUAUGAUAUAGCGAAAAUCGCCUCUCUUCCAGAGCUGAAGAUAAAAGCACCAAAAGGUCCUAACAAUGUUCUAGUGAAAGGAGCAGAGAAAAUUAAAUCUUCAGCUUUUGAGAUUGAACCAUUUGGUAACAAGAACAAACCCUUGUCCCAAAAUGCUGUUGAUGAAACUCCAGUGAUUGAGAAGACAGUGGUGAUGGUGUUGCCAAGUUCAGCUCGAAGUAUAAGUGCAGCUCAGACGGAGGAGUCCAAGUUAGUCCCUGGAUACUCCACCAUCUAUGACUGUUGUCCUUCUGCAGGAGCUGAUAAGAAAGCUGUUGAAACAAUGCAGGAGAGUGGCAAUGAUCUGGUCUUAAUUAGACCGGAAACUCUGAGUGACUUGAUAACAGAAACACCAAAGUUUCUGACAGUUCAAAAUGUUGUUGAGAAACCAUAUGAAGCUCCCCAUGCUCGGGUUUCUUCGUUAGAAGUUCCAGGUAACUCAGUGUGUUCCCAAGCACCUGGACCAAGCUGUCAUUCAAAUGAAACAGCGCAAGAAACUGUCAAAGCUCUUGCAGCGGAGAAGAAGAUGAGUGAGGCCUUGGAGAAAUCUCAAUCAAAGGAGUCAGCAACAAAAGGGCUUAGAAAACUGUUGAAAUUUGGAAAAAAGAGUCGGUCUUCGUCUACAGGUAAAUACCAUACCAAGUCUAAUAGUGCUGCUGCUGUCAGUAGCAACAAGGAUCAUGAAUCAGCUGUAACUGCUGCUACGACAAGUGAAGCUUUUACACUGAAGAAUCUCAUAUCUCAAGAUGAAACACCUACAGCAGCAACUGCUUCACAGAAAUCUUCUCGCCAUUUUUCAUUGCUCUCUCCCUUCAAGAACAAGAAGAGAGUAUCAUGAAGACAGAGAUCAAUAUCUACAUUUACAGUCUUCAAAUCUUGUAGUGGCUGAGUAUUUAUAAAGUAUCCAUCGAGCCUCUUCCCAGUAUUUAUGAACACUUUAAUUCCAAAAGCAAUGAAAUGGAUGCAAUUGUCAACUGAUAAAAUAUUAUUAGUGUUGUUCUAUUUUAUCUAAUCUACUAGAUUUUUAGGGUAUAUUUUUUGUUUUACAUUUUUGUUGAAAUUUAAUUUUUAUAUUUGUAUUUUUAGUCAAUAUAUGUUUUUCUUUGUAUAAUAUUUAUCUUAAAUGAUUAAUAAAAAGUUUUAAUAAUUGUAGUAAAAUAGUUGGACCACA